AUGGAAAGUUGUAAACCAAUUACUAGCAAAGAUGAUUUAAUAUNUAAUAUCAUGUCCAGAAAAAUUAAACAACUUCCAGAAUCAGGUGAUUCGAACUGUGACACCUGUACCACAACAUGGGGUGCAAUAGUUGGUUUUGUUCUGGGUGGUCUGUACCCUGCCCUUUGGCUAUACCCUGAAUGGGGUGGAGGGAGGCUUGCUGCCAGGUAUGAAUCAAGCUCACUGCCACAGAGGAGAAACAUCUUCAAUUACUGGAUUUCAGUUCCUAAGCCUGUCUUUAGAAAAAUGUUAUUUCCUACUUUACUUCAUCAGACUGUGUUUGCAGCAUAUCUUGGCAGUUAA
Messenger RNA from Mus pahari (shrew mouse), 342 nucleotides. RefSeq names its product transmembrane protein 126A-like. The coding region runs from base 1 to 342 and encodes 113 amino acids. Gene Ontology annotation, biological process: mitochondrial respiratory chain complex I assembly. The transcript has 2 exons. Gene Ontology annotation, cellular component: mitochondrion. NCBI's taxonomy places the organism in Eukaryota, Metazoa, Chordata, Mammalia, Rodentia, Muridae. The record is from RefSeq and is a predicted model, not a curated record.